Phoenix dactylifera (date palm) is the source of this 1487-nucleotide messenger RNA. The record is from RefSeq and is a predicted model, not a curated record. NCBI's taxonomy places the organism in Eukaryota, Viridiplantae, Streptophyta, Magnoliopsida, Arecales, Arecaceae.
UACAGGCAAGUAUUAGCAAAAAAAAAAAGUACAGGCAAAAGGGAAACCCCAGCGCGAGAGAAGGAUCCAGCGUCGCCCUCUCCGUAAUUCCCAUUCCCACGCCUCCUCUCCUCGACAUCAAUUAAUUACUCAAUCGAAGAACAAAGAAGAAAGAAGAAGAGGGCUAAGAUGCCGAAGAAGAUGGGCGUGAACUCCAAGGCGGAGGCGGCCCGCGAGCGGCGUGGCGCGGUGGAGGCGGAGCGCAAGGAGCGCGCGGCCCGCGAGAAGGAGGAGGAGUACUGGCGAGCGGCCGAGGGCUCCAAGUCCCGCGCUAGCAAGAAGCGCCAGGAAGAGGCCGAGAAGCGCGCCGAGGCCGCCGCCCGCAAGGCCGAGAACCGCAAGCUCGCCGAGCUCGAGCAGCAAGAAUUGGAAAAAGCCGGCCGCAAGCCCGACCACAAGGCUAGCCGCGUCUCCAUCCCCGCCGUCCCCAAGGUCACCGAGGCCGAGCUCGAGCGCCGCCGCCAGGAGGAGCACCAGCGCGUCCUCCGCAACGCCGAGGCCGCCAAGAAGCGCGAGAGCCGCACCGCCGACGAGGAGGAGUACGAGCGCACGGUCCUCGUCGCUAACACCAACCGCGAUGACUCCGUCAUCGAGGCUCACUCCGUCGAGGACGCCAUUGCCCGGAUGGCCCUCUCCGAGCCCCAGCUGUCCCCGGAUCGCCACCCCGAGAGAAGACUCAAGGCCUCCUUCAAGGCUUUUGAAGAAGCGGAGCUUCCCAAACUGAAGGAAGAAAAACCAGGUCUGACCCUCAACCAGUACAAGGAUAUGAUAUGGAAGCUAUGGAAGAAAUCCCCAGACAAUCCCCUCAACCAGGGUGCUGAGUGAACAUAUCGGAUCGAUUGUUCGGUAAUCACAGGUGAUUGGAGCAUACAGAGAUGCAUUUCUACUGGUUGUUUGCAUCAGAUGGAGCUGCUUGUACUUUACAGUAGUGUUGCUUCAUGAGAGAUCUGUGUAGGCCAAAAAAACACCAUUAUUGGGUACCUUUGUUGAUAAUAAGCAGUUGCGAGUGGUGUAUAUCAGGAGAGUGCAGCAUAGUUGGAAUUAAUAAGAGAUCUUACUGAGUUACUUUUCUUUAUCUCGGCCGAGAAACCUGUUAAACUUAGGCUUCUGUGUAUUAGGAACCAGAGUGUUGGUGCCAUAUCUGAAACAAGGGUGGACAUAUACAAGCUAUAGUCUAUAUGAUAUGAUUUAUUGUGGUUGUGGAGGAUACUAUUUGCUGAAUGGAUGAUGUCAAUUUGUUUAUCUAGACCUAAAGUUCAUUUGGUAUAAGCGAUCCUGUUUUCUUUUUUUUUUUCUUAAGAUCAACAGUAUCUCUCUAAUGUUAUAAGCUUGAACUAUGUUUACCUAGAAAUGUGUGAAUCUGCUACCAUAAAUAUGCCCCUUUCAAUGUAAGAGCCAAGGUUGGAUACAAGCUGCAUUUCGGAUAUACAUUUUGUCUGCCGAAGGUC